AUGCAUUUUCCCGGAGUCGCACUGGUGACUGGAGCUGGAUCAGGAAUCGGCCGUGCGACUGCGUUUCUCUAUGCCAAGGAGGGAUGUACACGCAUUGCUGUGGCCGACAUAAACAAGAGCAACGCCGAUGAGACAAGGAAGGAGAUUGAGACGAAAUACUCCAAUGUUGAUGUUCUAUCAAUCCAAGUUGAUAUAACAUCCGAGCAAUCGGUAAACGACAUGGUUUCUCUCGUUGUUCGCAAGUUCAACAGAAUCGACUAUGCUUGCAACGCCGCGGGCGUUCUCAUCCCUGGGCCGACCGACGAGGUGUCAGUGUCGGCCUGGAAGAAACAAAUCGACGUCAACCUCCACGGCACUUGGCUGUGUCAUCGCGCCGAAAUCAUUCAGAUGCUCAAGCAGGACGCUAUCAAGGCCGACGAUGGCUACUUCCCCAGUCGCGGGUCCAUUGCCAAUGUGGCAUCCAUGUGCGCGCUCAUGGUCUACGAUCACCUGCCGGCUUACUGUGCAAGUAAGCACGCCAUAUUGGGCUUUACUCGGGCCGACGGCAUGAGAUAUGCCAAACAAGGUAUCCGUGUCAAUGCCAUUUGUCCCGGGGUCACAGCGACGCCGAUGGUGGGAGAUGUGCCGGAAACCGCUUCGAGCGGCAGCCUAGACGCCCAAGCUAUGAUGAAUGAGAUGGCAACGGGCAGGUUUGGUCUUCCUGAAGAAGUUGCCGAGGCCAUAGUCUGGGUGACGAGCGGGCGAGCCAGUUUGAUCGUUGCCGGUCACUUGACGCCAAAUGGUGGAAUGAUCGGAGCGUAG
Molecule: messenger RNA, 801 nt
Organism: Pestalotiopsis fici W106-1
Lineage: Eukaryota; Fungi; Ascomycota; Sordariomycetes; Amphisphaeriales; Sporocadaceae
Exons: 4
Coding region: 1-801 (266 amino acids)
Source: RefSeq, a predicted model, not a curated record